AUGAAGAGCGCGAGUCAGCGCAGCAACGUCUCACUCGAGGACCAGGCUCCCGCGGAUGUCACCGAGAGUUCGCCCGCGCCGAAGCCAUCGGCGUACCGAGACAAGCUCGAGGAGCAGCUCGGCGCCAUGAACCACUCCCCGUCGCCGUCGCCCAUCGUCGCGGCGCCACCCGUCGCGGCGGCCGAGCCCUCCGUUGACGACUCCAUGCUCGCGGCGGUGAGCACGAACGCGACGUACGCCGCCCAGGCCGAUCGCGCGGUUAACGACGACCUCGCGCGAGAGCACGCGCAGCUCCUCGACAACCUGGAGCGCGAGCGUUCGGAGUGGGCGUCGAGGGAGAUGGAGCUUCGCGCGCAGGCUGACGACGCCAGGCGCGAGCUCAACGCCGCGCGCGCGGAGGCGGCGGAGGCGAGCGCACAGCUGGAGGCGGCCAACUCGAAGGUGGCCGCCGCGAGGCUCAUGGCGGAAUCCGAAGCGAAGGCGAUGGCCGAGGCUGAGCGACACAAGGCGGACGUGGCCAAACUGGAAGCGGCCAAAGCCGAAGCCGACGCCGAGGUGGCGCGAAAGGUGGACGAACUCAAGCUCGCCAAAGAGGACAUCGCGGCGUAUCUCGCCAAGAACGAGGAGCUCAGCGCCAAGGUGAGCAAGGCUGUCAAGAAGGGGAAGGGUAUCGAGGUUGAGAAGAAACAGCUCGAGGUGACCGUCGCCGAGCUCCGAACCCAGCUCGAACAGGCUGGAUCCGCGUACGCGGCUGAGCUGGUGCAGGCGACGGGCAGCGCGGAGAACGCCGCUACGGCCGCGAAGGAAGAGGCGCAAGAUGCCCAUCGACGGCUAGCGGACGCGUCCUCGGCGCUCGAGGCUGCCAACGCCGCCAGGGCGGAUGCGGAGGCGAAGGUGUCCGCCCUGGCCGAGAGCCUCGCCGCAGCCGAGUCCGCCGCCGCCUCCAACGAAGCCGCCGUCGCCGAGGCCAACGCCAAGGCUGCCGCGCUCGAAGCCGCCGUCGCCGAGGCCAACGCCAAAGCCGAACGCGCCGAACAGGCGAGAGCCGAGGCGAUGUCGGGGAUGAACGAGAACGCGUCGGCGAUGGCGGCGGAGCUCGAAGCCGCGAGAGCGGCGCACGCGGCGGUCCAGAACGAGGCUCUCGCAUCCGCCGCGAAGCUCGCCGACGCGGAGGAAAAGCUCAGGGAAUCCCAGGCGAUGACCGAGGCGGCGAUGAAGGAAACCGACGCGCUGAACGCGGAGCUCGACUCCAUGAAGAAGGAGACCGACGCGCUGAACGCGGCGCUCGACUCCGCGAAGGCCGGCGGCGACGAGGCCCGGCGCGAGCUCGAGGAUAAGCUGCGCGCCGCCGCGGCGGAUGCGGACGCGGCGCUGUCGGAGCUCGAGAAGGCCAGGGGUGACGCGGCGGCGGCGGCGGCUGAACGCGACGAGGCUAAGGCGGCGUUGGGCGUCGCCGAGACGAUGGCGACCAACGCGGACGCGCGUUCCGACAACCUCAACUCGCUGCUGCAGGACGCGGCCGCCAAGAAGGAGGCUGCCGAGACGGAACUCGUGGAACUCAAAGCCAAGCUCGAGGAGGCUGUCGCGAACUUAUCCGCCGCGGAGGAGGCCAAGGCGACUGCCCUCGCGGACAUGAACGACGGGUCGCGAGCCCUCGCGGCGGAGCUCGAGAACGUACGCGAAAAGCUCCAGGCGGCGACGCAGACGUCGGAGUCAGCCAAGGCUGAGCUCGACGCCAAGGCCAAGGAGAUUGCGGACAUCGUGAAGGAUGCGGAGGAUCUCGCGCGCGACGUCGCCAAGGCUGAGCGCGCCGCGGCGGAAGAUAAGGAACGCAUCGCCGCGCUCGAAGCCGCCGUCGCCGACGCCGACGCCAGGGCGGACGCGGCGGACGCGGCGAGGGCGGAGGCUGAGAGCGCGAGGCUGGAUCGAUCGGUCGAAUUGAACGAGGGUAACGCGCGACUCGAAGCCGAGCUCGAAGCCGCUAGAGCCGACGCGGAGGCGGCCAAGGGUGAGCUGGAGAAGGCUUUGGCCGACGCGACGGAGGCGAGGUCCGCGUGCGAGAAGACGUCCGAAAAGCUCACCAAGGCUGUGAAGAAGGGCAAGGGGAUAGAGGCUGAAAAGAAGCAGCUCGAGCUUACGCUGGAGGAGACGAAACGCGCGUUGGAGGAGGCUCAACGAGCGGCGGCGGCGGCCGUGGCUGAGGCCGAGGCUGGCGCGGCCGGUACCGCGGACGAGGUGGCCAAGACCGCCGCCGCGCUCGCGGAGACCGAGCGCAGGGAGUACGAGGCUGCCGCCAAGGCUGCCGCGCUCGAAGCCGCCGUCGCCGAGGCCGACGCCAAGGCUGCCGCGCUCGAAGCCGCCGUCGCCGAGGCCAACGCCAAAGCCGAACGCGCCGAACAGGCGAGAGCCGAGGCGAUGUCGGGGAUGAACGAGAACGCGUCGGCGAUGGCGGCGGAGCUCGAAGCCGCGAGGACCGACCUCGCGCGGGUCACCGGCGAGCUCCAAACCGCCGCGUCGGAGAAGGACGCCGCGGCCAAAUCCUCGGAAGACGCCUCCGCCAAGCUGAAGAAGGCGCUGGCGAAGCUGAAGAAGAUCGAGGCUGCGCAGAAGGAGGCCGAGUCCAUGGCGGAGGAAGCCGCCGCCGCUCUCGACGCGGCGGAUCAGCGCGCCGCCGCCGCCGAAGCCGAGGCUGCCGAGCUCAAAUCGGGCACCGCCGCCGCGAGCGAGACGGCGGCGAAACUCGCGGAGGCUGAGCGACGGAUCCAGUCCCUCGUGGACCUCGUCGAGGGCGCGAGGAUGGAGACGGAGCGGGUCACGGAUGAAUCCUCCAAGCUAACCGCGUUGGCCGAGUCCCUCCAGGCGAAACUUCACGACGCCGAGGCUGCGCUCCGUGCCGCCGAAGCCAACGCCCACGCGCUGGGCUCCGCGUCCGACGCCGCCGCACGCGACGCCGCCGAACGCGCCGACCGCGCCGAGGCUGCCCUCGCCGCCGCGGAGGCUCGAGCCGCGGAGGCUGAGCGAUUGUUGGCGGAGGCUGAGAGCGAAGCCGAAUCACUCGCGGCGAAAGUAGACGAAGCUGACUCGGCGCAAACGCGGCUUGCGGGCGUGGUUGCCGAGCUGGACGCCGCGCGACAGGAGGCGGCGAAGCUGGCGGGUGCCGUCGCGAAGGCUAGGGAGGAAGCCGCGCGGGACGCACGCGCGUCGGCCGCCGCCGAGAGCGAAUCGCAUCUCGCGACGCGAAUGAGGGAGCUCGACGAUUUAAGGGCCGAGUCCGCCGCGCUCCGGGAGGAACUCGCGCGCACUCAGCAGGCGAGGGACGCCGCGCUGGCCGACGCGCGCGCGCACGCGUCGUCGUCCCCCGGGGCAGCAGGCGAGGUGACGCUGACCAUUGGUCACGGUAAGAAGGACGAAGACGGGGAGAUGGACAUCGAGGGCGCGAUUAUGACGGGGGGCGACCAGAACUUCAGGCCGCUGCUGGGCCGCGUCAAGGCGCUCUCUUGGGCGCCCGCGCGCGAGAACAAGCACUUCCAGACGGUCGCGGGGCAGCUGGAUAAGAUGUCGGUGUACCUCCAGCGUCGUCCGCUGCUGAGGUUGGGUCUGCUGCUCUACAUCAUACUGGUCCACCUGAUGUGGCUCCUGCCCGCGCCUCAGGGGAACGUUGCGCUCGGCGCGAAAGCGAAGGCGGCGCUCAGCGCGCACAUCGAAGCCUUCGAGGAGCGCCUGAGCGAGGACGACUCCCCCGGCAUCCGCGAGAUGCUCAUCGACGACGCGAGGGUCGUCUACGACGCCGAGCUCAAGGCGUGCGGCGAGGAGAGCGAGGACGCGUUCCUCCUGUACCUGCUCCGUCCCGUACGUUUUAAGAAGGACGACGACAAGUUUGUCAAGUUCAGCGACGACACCGAGUGGUUCGACCCCGUCGUUGAUUUCUACGACGACGCGUCCUACGAGAUCCUGUGCCACGAACCCCUCUCCGCCGCCGCGUUCAAGACGUUCGCCGCGCACGUCAGCACAUACCCCGGGUGCGCCGCUAAGCAGACGGCGGACGUGAAAAGAAAGUUCAAGGGUGCCAAAGUCGCCGUGUCCCGCGAGGGCUCCGCAGCGUCGCGAGCGAGCACGCGCUGGAAGUUAACGCCGGACCAGGCCGCGGCUAAGACGUUCUACGACACGCGCGUAGAUGACGUCGGUGUCCCGCCCGCCGGUGAGCACAACGGCGUCGGGAUGCCCGCGCCAAUCUCCAGGAGGCGACCCACCGCGUUGGAGCGAGUUUUGGGUCCCGAGACGACGGAGAAGACUCCCGAGCGCAACUUGGGCUUCCAGUACGACUACGACGAGACCCCGCCAGGCUCGGACGACAUGUUCGCGCCCCCGCCGAAGGACAUCGACUGGCAGGACAGAGGUUAUUACAUAUGGCGAGCCGGCGCUGCUGGCGGGAAACAGAGGAAAACAUCGUCACGUCCGCGCUCCUCCUCCGACGACGAGGCCACCGCGUCGGCGUCCUCCAGCAUCGACGCGCUGGACAAGCUCCUCGGAUCCAUGGAUGAGGCGGAUCUCCCUCCAUCCGCCAGGCCGUCCGCGCGCGAGGACCCGUUCGCCGACUACGCGCCCCCCACCGCACCGGCAGACGACUCCGCGGAGGAGCGCGCGAGAUCCGGAAAGGGCGCCUCGGGAUCCGGAUCGUUCGGGGGCAGGCGGGUGAACAGCGACAGGACGGAGCUCGACGACUUCCUGGACGUCGGCAUGCGCUUCGAGGGGCUCUGGACCCUUCUGCGCGCCAUCAGCAAGGGCUCGGUGCUCAACACCGAUCUCGGAAACGUCGAAGUCGGCGAGCUCGUCGUGGUGGGCACUGACAAACCCAGCCUGCAGCUGUGGGAGGCUCAGGCCUACGAGCUGACGCGCGUGUACUACCAGCGAACCACCGACGAACUCGGCACGAGGCGCGUGGACGUGGAUUCGUUGGGGGAAUCGCCCCCACAGCGGAUGUACGCGUACGAGGAGGAGGCGCUCGGGAAGGACGGAGGCGGCGGCGAUUGGGUUUUGUACUGCGAGUUGUUCUCGGAGGAGUACCACUCGUCGCCGGUGCGGGUGAGACCGGAGGAGGUCGGACUGAGGACGGUCGGCGCGGAGAUCGGGGAGGCGCUGUUCAUCGCCGUGCCCGUGGCGUUUUUCUGGGCCGCGGUGAGCGCCAGCUUCGUGGUGACGUCCCUAGGCAGGUGA
Micromonas commoda is the source of this 5214-nucleotide messenger RNA. RefSeq lists its product with no specific name. Bases 1 to 5214 code for a protein of 1737 amino acids. The transcript is spliced from 3 exons. The record is from RefSeq and is a predicted model, not a curated record. Lineage: Eukaryota; Viridiplantae; Chlorophyta; Mamiellophyceae; Mamiellales; Mamiellaceae.